Dentiscutata heterogama is the source of this 882-nucleotide messenger RNA. Lineage: Eukaryota; Fungi; Glomeromycota; Glomeromycetes; Diversisporales; Gigasporaceae. The record is from the annotation of a GenBank genome assembly.
AUGCCACCACAGUUGUCUAUCAGUAGCUUAUACUCAGUUGGUUCAGAGCGCCAAUUGGAAAUUUUUCGAAUUCCUUCACAGUUUGACUGUGCUUUCAAGGGUGUUCUUAGCUUAUAUGAUCUUGGGGCAAUAAAAGUGGACAAGAAAAGCCCUCUUGAUUUAGACCAGAUUAAAGACAAUAUUAAUAAGCUGAAGAAAAAACUUAACAAAGCUAACAAGCCUCUUUAUCAGCAAUUAUAUUCUGCCAGCCAAGUCAUUAGUGAUGAUUCGAAACUUGUAAAACAAUUAAAUGAAAACUUAAAAAAGACAUUUGAGCAAAUGAAGCCUAAACUUAUGCCAAGGGUUAAAGAAAUAUGUGAAGAAUUCGUUUCAAGUUUUGUUAGUCACGAGUAUCAGAAUAUACUACCAGAAAAACAUAUCCAUGUCAGAACUUGGAAAGAAUCUGAGGAAGAAAUUGCAAGUGUUGUAAAAGAACUUUUUACUCUUCUGGAAGAGAUCUGGAUUAACCCAGCCUUCAAUUCUGAACUCGCAAAGUCAUUAAAUGAAGAAACCUAUCAAUUAACUAUAAUUUUAUUGUUAAUUCGAGUGAUACUAAAAAAUCUUCUUUUUAGGUUGUUCUCAUUCAUCAGCACCUCAAAACAACAGAGUAUUGCUAGUUCUGAUAGAAAAGGCAAAGGGCGGAGAAGAAAACUAGAUAUUAUAUUCAAAAAGACUGAUGAUGGGAUAAAACUAUGGAGGGAGACUAAUGAUGAUAUAUAUUGGAAUGUUUUUGCCAAAGAUAAAGCUGAUAUCCAUAGAUAUUUUCAUAUACAAUUAGCUGAAAUCCCAGUACAACAAUCAGAUGCAGAUACUAUAGACAAAAAGAAGAUAGUACAAAUGUAG